Molecule: messenger RNA, 4703 nt
Organism: Erpetoichthys calabaricus (reedfish)
Lineage: Eukaryota; Metazoa; Chordata; Cladistia; Polypteriformes; Polypteridae
Gene: g3bp2a
Product: G3BP stress granule assembly factor 2a
Exons: 12
Coding region: 293-1768 (491 amino acids)
Cellular component (GO): cytosol; ribonucleoprotein complex
Molecular function (GO): mRNA binding
Source: RefSeq, a predicted model, not a curated record
GACGGGGAUUCCCUGCCCUGAAGAGCAGGGGUGAGACAAUAAGACAGAUCUGUCUCUUUAAAUCCCUUUCUGUGAUAAAACGAACAUCACAGAGUCUCCGUGAAAGGUGGGACUUCUAAUACCAUUCAUAUUAUACACAUAUUGUUUUCAAUGCAAUACCGAGUAGAAGCGAAAAGAGAGCAGAAGUAAGACCUCACAGCCAAUCCGAGUCCUAGAAGUUCGCGGCGCAUCUCCUGUCGGGUUUCUCCACGGUGUUUGAAGACUCGAGCCCUUUAUAUUGUUUACCAAAGAAAUGGUGAUGGAGAAGCCAAGUCCCCUGCUGGUAGGGCGGGAAUUCGUGAGGCAGUAUUACACAUUGUUAAACAAGGCACCCGAUUUCCUGCACAGGUUUUAUGGAAGAAAUUCUUCCUAUGUUCAUGGGGGAUUAGAAGCCAAUGGGAAACCAGCAGAAGCAGUUUAUGGCCAAGCUGAAAUCCAUAAGAAGGUGAUGUCCCUUCUCUUCAGUGAAUGCCACACCAAGAUUCGCCAUGUUGAUGCUCAUGCCACCUUAAAUGAUGGGGUAGUAGUGCAGGUGAUCGGUGAACUCUCUAACAAUGGCCAACCAAUGCGGAAAUUUAUGCAGACUUUUGUACUGGCUCCAGAGGGCUCGGUGGCUAACAAGUUCUAUGUUCACAAUGAUAUCUUUCGUUAUGAAGAUGAGGUUUUUGGAGACUCUGAAGCAGAGCUUGAUGAAGAAUCUGAGGAUGAAGCAGAAGAGCAAGAAGAGGAGAGACCACCUUCGCCUGAGCCUGUGCAGGACAGUCCCAACAGUACACACUUUGAUUCUCACCCUGUCCCCAAUGGUGUAGCAGAGACACUUGAAGAACCUACUCCAGAAAUGGACCCGGAACCUGAACCUGAGCAAAAGAGUGAAGAACUGAAACCUGAAAUUGAGGAGAAAGUUUUAGAGGAGUUGGAAGAGCGAACGCCUUCACCCCCUUUUGAACCUACAUCUAGCACCCAAGAGCCUCCCAAGGCUUUCUCCUGGGCCUCAGUAACCAGUAAAAACCUGCCUCCUAGUGGUUCAGUCCCUUCCUCUGGAAUUCCACCCCAUGUUGUUAAAGCACCAGCCUCACAGCCAAGAGUUGAACCUAAACAGGAAGCCCAGGCACCACCACCCAGGGUCCGUGAUCAGCGUACUAGAGAGAGACCAGGAUAUGUUGCCAGGGGACCCAGGUCUGGUAUGUGGACAGUCGACUAUAAUGGCCGUGGAGACGCUGAGCCAACUGAAAUGGACACCAGACGUAUAGUGCGCUAUCCAGAUAGUCACCAGCUCUUUGUUGGAAACCUGCCUCAUGAUAUUGAUGAAAACGAACUAAAAGAUUUCUUCAUGCGAUUUGGAAAUGUUGUUGAAUUGCGGAUCAAUACCAAAGGAGUUGGGGGCAAAUUACCUAACUUUGGAUUUGUGGUUUUUGAUGACUGUGACCCGGUUCAAAGAAUACUGGCAGCAAAGCCCAUCAUGUUUCGUGGAGAAGUCCGACUAAACGUGGAGGAGAAGAAGACCAGAGCAGUUCGUGAGAGGGAGACACGGGGAGGAGAUGAUCGGAGAGACAUGAGGCGCAAUGAUAGAGGCCCUGGUGGACCCCGAGGUGUCGUUGGAGGUGGGAUGAUGAGAGACCGAGAUGGAAGAUGCCCACCAUCAAGAGGAGGCCUGGUGCAAAAGCUAGGCCCUAGCUCGGGAAGAGGGGCUGGUCAGGGGGAGAGUCGCUUUUCAACACAGCGUCGCUGAGAACACCAGUUACAGUUUGGAAGUAGUUCCAUGUUCUUCAUCUUUACAUUCUUGUUAAUGAAUUCUACAUAUAAAUAUAUAUGAAUACAUUUUUUUGGCUUUGGAAUGUGACACAGCCUGUCAACCAUUUCUUUGAUGUGACAACAAAACAUACGUUUACCAACUUUGAGCUGAACAUCCUAGUCCAGUUUUUCAACAGGUUUCAUGAACAUAAAAAUCUGAAAGAGAAAAUCUGCAAUGUGAAAGAGGGACUGAAAGACUAAACUACAAUAGUGCAGCCCAUCAGCAUUCGGAGAAGAGAAUUAGUUUAAAAACACAAAUUCAUGCCUCAAGUCUAAAGGGUAGGGGUUUUCAUUAAAUCCCUAUGCUGCACAUUUUUUUAGAAAUCAGAUUUGCCCAUUAUUGUUGGAAACAAAUGGUGCAAAGUUGUGCAAUUGGGGGGAAAAAAGCUUGCCUUUAAUUUUUCUUUAAGAACACUUUUGCUAAUCAAAAACUUGCAAUUAUGCACUCAUCAAUAUGCACUAAUGGGUACUCUCGUCAUUUUUACAUGCACUGUGGGGCGAGGCAGGAGGACACCUCGUAGUAGUUUUGUCCUCUGGCUGAUGGGCAGAAUGGUGAAUCCUCAAUCUGCUUUUCACAUCCUUAACCCUUAAGUAACUUUGCCUCAGUACUGCUGGAUUAAAAAAAAAAAAAAUCUUUAUUUUCUUGAAUCUAAAUUAAUAUGGAGCAGCCCUGGACUUCAGAGGGAUAAGGAAAUAAAUGCCAACCUGAACACUAGUGGAGUUUGAUUCACUGUUACAGAAAGUUUUCAGUCUGCUUGUUUGAGUUUUUUUUUCCCCCUCUCUACCGUACCCCUGGCAAAUACAUCAUAAGAAAGACUCCUAAGCGCUCCCCCCACCCCAUCCCCCCCGUCCUUAUACUGAAAGUCAGAGAUUCAAAUUGUACAAGAAACUGUUUUUAUUGGACGGUGUUGGCGUUUUUUCUUUUAACAAUUUGACAAAACAAGCAUGAAGGUGCCUUCUUUUUCCAUCAUUCCUGUCUUGCUGCUUACAGUGCUGAGGGGGUGGCACUAAGUGAGUUGUGUAAACCAAGUGGCUACAAAGGGAUUGUCAGCCAUUGAUGAGCAGAAUUUUUAUUAUAAUAACAAACAGUUGCAGGUUUUCAUUUUUUUUUUCUUCUCUCCCUUCUUCCCCCAGGAGAAAGUUGUUGUAAUACAGCAUUGCUCCCCACCAUCAUCCCUUGCCUUUCCAUUGACAAUAACACAAAAAUCCAUAAAAACAAAAAAAAGUUAUAUAUUUUUUUUAAUCCAUUGAAUGGGUUUCUGUUUAAAAGGGCAGUAUUGCAUUAAUGCGUCUAGCUCAGUUCAAGGUGCCUAAACAUUUUAAAUACAUUGCAUAGUAUUUGCUUUAGUGGUGUUCUCCUCAGCUCCCAUUUAAAUAUCGAUGUGUAACUUAAGUGUCUAGUGUUCAGUGUUAAUGUUCCCAACUUUGAUUCAUAUUGUACAUUUUGUGACCAGGAAAAGAUGCGGUUAUCUCUUUGCACAAGAACUGGUGGCUUCAGAUGGUCAUUUGACCUUCCCAUUUGUUUUGAAACUUGAGUAAGCUUGGUCCUCCAUACUGUGAUGCAAGGAAGGUUCUAGAGUUAAUUUUACUGAUCAGCACUUCAUUGUAACUUGAGACGGUAUGAAAUGUGCAGAUAAUGCCUUGGUUAUACUGAUACUGAGGGGGUGGGAUUCCCCAUUUUUUCCUUGCUAGUACCCUAAUUAUGGGAAAGAGUCAAAUAUUUUGACUUUGCUGUUUCAUGUACUGUGGUUGGGGGGGGGGGGGGGGUUCAAGAAUUUGAAUAAGGUAAUGUUAAAAUACUGUAUUUGGUUAUUUUGUGGUUACCCACCUUUUCUCAUCCUUUCCACGUCCCUGCUUUAUGUAUUUAAAGGCAUUAUGUUGUGUCUUAAGGCAGUGUGUUAUGAGAUGUUUUUCUUGCAACUUUUCUACAGUCUGUGUGGAAGCAUCUUGAAGCUGCUGUUUGAGAUGGAAGACCUCUUUUGGCUGCAGCUUGCAAGGAGCAGAAAUUGCACAAGUAGUUUUACAUGUUUACACAUCUGCAGCUGUUGCUUACUAACUGUUGGUCUUGCGCUAUAUAAAGUUUUACUUGACUGUAGCGCACUUUAUUAAAUGACUCUUGGGGUCUUCCUUGUUUUGAAGGUAGUCCUUGCACUUUUUCCAACAUUUCUGGGACACAAAUUAAAUACUUGCAUUUCCAUAAUAUUAGAGUGUUGGAUUCAUUUUGUGUGAGUUGAUGUCUUAAACUUUCCAGCUGUUUCUGUAACUUGGAAGUAGAUGAACUGUUUGCCUGGCAAGGGGAGUGGCACAGUGAGUUCCCCUCCAUAUCACACUUAGUCUCCUGUUCUGUACCUAUCUGAGUUACUUUUCAUCAUGACAGUUUUUUGGAUCCCAUUUAUCCUUAAGGGGGUUCUGAUUUGCUGUCAUCCUAAACUGGGAGAGAUGGCAGAUUGCACUAGAAUUGAAACUGUGGUACCUUUUUAAUAUUCAGGAGUGUUGUGCUUUUUUGUCUACCAUUAAAAUAUAAAUGCUUCAGAAAUUUGUACUUCUGUACUGUGGAACCCACUUCCACUUUUUUUUUUUUUUUGGUUUAUUUAAAUAUGGUUUUUCCUAUGGUACCUUCCGAAGCACAGUCUUAUAAAUGUGUCCACUGUUACAAGUGCAGUGAAUUGUCAAAACUAACUGUACAGCAAUAUGUAUCAUUCCAGUUCUUUAGCAGGUAUAAUGGCCAAUUAUCUGAAUCUGUUGCUUAAGUUUGUUUUUUUCUUGGUGAUAGACGAAAACUACAGCAUUGCAUUACAGGUAGAGUAUAGUUUCAUUUUUUUCCCAUUUUGAUUGUGUUGAACUUAACAUACAAUAAACUACUGAUGUCUUCA